Choloepus didactylus (southern two-toed sloth) is the source of this 1882-nucleotide messenger RNA. It is a transcript of the gene PDLIM3, whose product is annotated as PDZ and LIM domain 3. Gene Ontology annotation, cellular component: Z disc; stress fiber; filamentous actin. Gene Ontology annotation, molecular function: actin binding; muscle alpha-actinin binding. The coding region runs from base 251 to 1339 and encodes 362 amino acids. The record is from RefSeq and is a predicted model, not a curated record. Gene Ontology annotation, biological process: heart development; muscle structure development; actin cytoskeleton organization. Lineage: Eukaryota; Metazoa; Chordata; Mammalia; Pilosa; Megalonychidae. The transcript is spliced from 8 exons.
GGCCGGUCUCUUACUUCCAAAGUUGGAGCUCUCCUUGGUGGGAGGGGGCGGGGAGGAGGCUAGCUCGGUGACGUCACCCCGCAGCGGGGAUAAAGCGCGGGGGCUGCGGUCCGGGCGAGGACACUGUCCCGGGAGCAGAGUGGGCUGUCCCGCUCGGGGACACUCGCCGAGGGCAAGGCCGCCCCUCACUGCGCCCCACUCCCUGGGAGCCAAGGCGCCCCGCCGAGGGAAGGUCGCGCUAGAAGGCACCAUGCCCCAGAACGUGAUCCUGCCGGGCCCUGCGCCCUGGGGGUUCAGACUCUCGGGGGGAAUAGACUUUAACCAGCCUUUGAUCGUCACCAGGGUUUCUCCAGGAAGCAAGGCAGAAGCUGCCAACCUGUGUCCCGGAGAUGUUAUCCUGGCUAUUGAUGGCUACGGUACAGAGUCCAUGACUCAUGCUGAUGCACAGGACAGGAUUAAGGCAGCAGCACAUCAGCUGUGUCUCAGAAUCGACAGGGCAGAAACUCGCCUGUGGUCUCCACAGGUAUCUGAAGAUGGAAAGGCUCACCCUUUCAAAGUCAACUUAGAAUCAGAACCUCAGGAUGUGAACUACUUUGAACACAAGCACAAUCUUCGGCCCAAACCUUUCAUAGUCCCAGGCCGAAGCAGUGGAUGCAGCACUCCCUCCGGUAUUGACGGUGGCAGUGGACGUAGCACCCCCUCUUCUGUCAGUACUCUUAGUACGAUUUGCCCAGGCGACUUGAAAGUUGCUGCUAAGCUGGCCCCUAACAUUCCUUUGGAAAUGGAACUUCCUGGUGUGAAGAUUGUACAUGCUCAGUUUAAUACACCUAUGCAGUUGUACUCAGAUGACAAUAUUAUGGAAACACUUCAGGGUCAGGUUUCAACAGCUCUAGGGGAAACACCCUCGAUGAGUGAAUCCACAGCCUCCGUGCCCCCCCAGUCUGAUGUGUACCGGAUGCUCCAUGACAAUCGGGAUGAGCCCACCCAGCCGCGCCAGUCAGGCUCCUUUAGAGUGCUCCAGGAAUUAGUAAACGACGAUGACCGUCCUGCUGGAACUCGGAGUGUGAGAGCUCCAGUUACAAAAGUCCAUGGUGGCGCUGGUGGCGCACAGAAGAUGCCACUCUGUGACAAAUGCGGGAGUGGCAUUGUGGGUGCUGUCGUGAAGGCCCGGGAUAAGUACCGGCACCCAGAGUGCUUCGUGUGUGCUGACUGCAACCUCAACCUCAAACAAAAGGGCUACUUCUUCAUAGAGGGAGAGCUAUACUGCGAAACUCACGCAAGAGCCCGCACGCGGCCCCCAGAGGGCUAUGACACGGUUACUCUUUACCCCAAAGCUUAAGUCUUACCCACACAGGAACAUGCACGCACUCACCCGCAUUUACACAGGAAGACAUUGACAGCUUUGGGCAGAAAUACAGCAAACCAUCGUCAACCCCAAAUCUAAAGCCAGGGCUUGAGCAAGUUUGUCUUAUGUUCAUUGAGGAAAAGGAAUGGGAGGCAAAUGCCUGCUAUAUGACAAAAAAAAUACAUUUGGCUAUGUUUUGCAACUCUUUUUAUCUUUGGGGCUAGCAAAAGCUUAGUGACAUUUAAAGCCAUAAUUUUUUGUAUGUCGUACUCCACAAUUUACAUUUAUAUCAUGACCAUCAAACAUGUAAGCAUCAAGAUACUUUGGGGAGUCUGUCUUUCCUUAACAAAUUGAUUGUGCAAUCAUAGUGAAUACCAGAUAACACUCAUGUAUUCUUAAUACAAUCUGCAGCUGCCUGUUUUAACUAGUAUAGUGCAUGUCAGAGAGAAAUUCCCUGGAUUUCUUUAGUUUCAUAUUCAAAAAGUUAUACCGCUAGGUGCAACAUGCAUAAUAAAUACGUAAAACAUUUUAAAAAUA